CAUCUUAGCAGGCGGGGUUUACAUUAGGGAACUGUGUUUAGCACACAUCAGGUAAAACAAGUUGCAAAUGAGCUGUCAGAGCGGUUAUAUCUGUAACGCUUGAUCAAAACGAAAACAGCAGCAUCGAGUUUGUAAAUAUUACUCUCAGGGGAUCUUUCAGGAUGUGGAGACUGUCACACUUCUGCUUGGUACUGUUUCUGUGGGCUUGUUUGGAUGCACUUCCAGUUGCUGUGGAUAAGACCAAAGUGAGCCCUCCAGCUGAGGAACUCGAGCCACCUAAAAGUGCAGACACUGGAUUACACUAUGAUCGAUAUCUCAGAGAGGUUAUUGAUUUCCUGGAAAAGGACCCACAUUUCAGAGAGAAACUUCAUAACACAGACAUGGAAGACAUCAAGCAAGGGAAACUAGCUAAAGAGUUGGACUUUGUCAGCCAUCAUGUGCGGACUAAACUCGAUGAGCUAAAGAGGCAAGAAGUGAACCGACUGCGCACCCUAAUCAAAGUCAAACAAGACAUGAAUGGAGAUAAAGGUAUGACAGUGGACCACCAAGCACUUCUGAAACAGUUCGAGCAUCUGGAUCACGUGAAUCCACAUACAUUUGAAGUGGAAGACUUGGAUCGUCUCAUUAAAUCGGCCACAAAUGACCUGGAAAACUUCGACAAGGAACGACACGAAGACUUCAAGAAGUACGAGAUGACGAAGGAACAUGAACGGAGGGAACAUCUUAAAACACUGGAUGAGGAAGCACGCAAAAAAGAGGAGGAACACUAUGAAGAGAUGAAGAAGAAACAUGCAGACCAUCCCAAAAUCAAUCACCCUGGCAGUCAAGACCAGUUGAAAGAGGUCUGGGAGGAAGCUGAUGGUUUGGAUCCCAACGAUUUUGACCCAAAGACAUUCUUCAACUUACAUGACACUAAUGGAGAUGGCUACUUUGAUGAGCAAGAGCUCGAGGCACUGUUUACCAAAGAGCUGGAGAAAAUCUAUGAUCCCACACAUGAAGAGGAUGACAUGGUGGAAAUGGAAGAGGAGAGACUUCGGAUGAGAGAACAUGUAAUGAACGAGGUCGACACCAACAAAGACAGGCUCGUUUCACUAGAUGAAUUUAUUACUGCCACAAAUAGAAAAGAAUUUCUAGAGCCAGAUGGAUGGGAGACUCUAGAACAGAAUCCAAUCUACACUGAAGAUGAGUUGAGAGAGUUUGAGGAGCAUCUUGCUCGAGAGGAGCAAGACCUGAACUUGAAGUCAAAUGAACUGCUGAAACAGCGAGAGGAGCUGGAGAGACAACAGGAACAGCUUAAUGCCCAGAAAAUGGAGCUACAGCGGGCGGUGGAGCACAUGGAGCGGUUGAAAACACAGAAAACAGAGCCUCCAGUGCAAACCAAAGUACCUUCUGCUGUGGAAAUACUACCUGGGGACAGUCAGCCUAUGGUACAAGGUCACCAGCAAGACCUCCCCACACAUUCUUAGCAGCUCAAGCUCUUCUCAGUCUGUGUAAUAUGUUUAUAUGUUGUAUGCAGUGUCAAAUAUUUCCAUCCUCACAUUCAAAUAGACCAGCGAAUGUCGGUCCCGGAGAGCCGCAGCCCUGUAGAGUUUUGCUUUAACUUUAAUCAAACACACCUGAACAAGCUAAUCAAGAUCUGAAGGGCUACUAGGUAGCUACAAGCAGGUGAGUUUUUAUUUGGGUUGGAGCUGAACUCUGCAGGGCUGCGGCUCUCCAGGACCGGAGUUCGCCACCCCUGAAAUAGAGCAUUUACUGUCACUUAGCAAAGACCUUGGCUUAAAGCAAUCAAACAAAUUGUUGUGGUAUUCUCAAAUACAAAAAAUACUGAGUUACGGUAUCCCAGAAUAGGCUGCUGAAGUAUGUUAAAUGGUUAACAGAAUUCUCUGUGGACACUUCUAUUCAUAUUCUCUAAUCAAAAUGCAGAGAGUUUGUGAGGACAGGGAUUGUACUUGAAACUUGUGUUCAGAGAAAUUAACUAUUUUUAUUGCACUUGUAAAUUUCUUGUCAGUCUUUGCACAAACAUGCCCAAACCUCAUAGGAUAAAUUUCUCUUUACAUUUAGGCUUUUAAUAUUAUACCUGGGCAACAAAUACACUUCAUGUCAAGCUAAAUGCCCCACAAUUCAGCAUUCUUCUGGUACGGCACUUUUAAUAGUCACAUUUUUGAUGAGUUACUACUGCAAUGCUAGUGAUUUUUGUUUUUUCAAACGGUUUUAUUUUAAUUCAUUAUGGUAUCAUGGUUUUCAACGAGUGUUCUACUGUAAACAAUGUAUAAAUGUAUAAAUCAUACUGAAAUCUAAUUAAGCAUAAAAAUUGUAUGGAUUGUUUUUUGGUUUUUUUUUUGGUUUGUUUGAAUAUCCUUUGUGAUUUCAAGAGUAAAUGACUAUGCUUUAUGUUUCUCUACAAUGUAUUAAAUUAUCUUAGCUUC
Labeo rohita (rohu) is the source of this 2426-nucleotide messenger RNA. It is a transcript of the gene nucb2b, whose product is annotated as nucleobindin 2b. Gene Ontology annotation, molecular function: calcium ion binding. Gene Ontology annotation, cellular component: endoplasmic reticulum-Golgi intermediate compartment; extracellular exosome. The record is from RefSeq and is a predicted model, not a curated record. Bases 162 to 1466 code for a protein of 434 amino acids. Lineage: Eukaryota; Metazoa; Chordata; Actinopteri; Cypriniformes; Cyprinidae. The transcript is spliced from 13 exons.